AUGAGGGGGAGGCACGUGGGCUCCGCCGGGAUAAGGGCCGCGCCGGCUGGCGGUGGGGGCUGCUGCCGCUGCAGCGGGGGAAGCAAAUUGCUCUGUGUCCAAGAUGUGGCAGUCUGUGCCUGUCCUGUGUGUCCUGCUGGCUCUGGUGGGUGCGCGCAGCAUCCCCUACUUCGCUCCCCUCUCACAUGACGUGGUCAACUACAUCAACAAGCUCAACACUACAUGGCAGGCUGGGUACAAUUUUCGCCACGCAGACAUGAGUUAUGUAAAGAAACUGUGUGGUACCUUCCUGCAUGGGCCCCGGCUGCCAGAGAGGGUUGCAUUCGCAGAAUACCUGGACUUGCCAGACAACUUCGACUCCCGGGAGCAGUGGCCAAACUGUCCAACCAUUAAAGAGAUCAGAGACCAGGGCUCUUGUGGCUCUUGCUGGGCAUUCGGAGCGGUUGAAGCCAUCUCGGACAGAAUCUGUGUCCACACCAACAGCAAGGUGAACGUGGAAGUCUCAGCAGAAGACUUGCUGUCUUGUUGCGGCUUUGAGUGCGGCAUGGGGUGCAAUGGUGGCUACCCCACUGGAGCGUGGCAGUACUGGACCGAGAGAGGCCUGGUGUCUGGUGGGCUCUACGACUCCCAUGUGGGCUGCAGGCCAUACUCCAUCCCUCCAUGUGAGCACCAUGUCAAUGGGUCACGGCCACCAUGCACCGGAGAGACUGGAGACACACCCAAGUGCAGCAAGCACUGUGAAGAUGGCUACAGCCCUUCAUACCAGGAGGACAAACACUAUGGCGUUACAUCAUACAGCGUCCCUCGCAGUGAGAAGGAGAUAAUGGCCGAGAUCUACAAGAAUGGCCCGGUGGAGGGAGCCUUCAUUGUGUAUGAAGACUUCCUGAUGUACAAGAAUGGUGUGUACAAACAUGAAACUGGGGAGCAGGUUGGAGGCCAUGCUAUCAGGAUCCUUGGCUGGGGUGUGGAAAACGACACCCCUUACUGGCUGGCUGCCAACUCCUGGAACACGGACUGGGGUGACAACGGCUUCUUUAAGAUCCUCAGAGGGCAGGACCACUGCGGAAUAGAGUCGGAGAUCGUGGCCGGCGUGCCCAAGACUGAAGAGUACUGGAAGAGGAUCUGACUUUUUUUAGCAUCUCAACUGCGGCCAAAGCCACCAAACCACGAAGAAAUCUGACUUGGAUGCUUUUACCUGGUAGCAGAUUAGGGGCAGAGCUAGCCCAUGCUCUGAAGAGACUGUAUAGUCAAAGCCACUUUUUAAGAAAGCCUUUUAUCUUUUUGUUUUUUAAUUGUACCGUGGGAGGAAAGGGGCAGGCUGUGCACAGAUGCACUGCGUGCCUCUCUCUGCCACGGCCACCUCCCAAACCAUCCUUUCCUACCCCAAAGACUCCUGCAGGAGUGGGGCUGCUGGCAUCUCCAUGCAGCAGUGAGGUAUCCUGAGAAACUUGGGCUUUUGGUGGCCUGGUUCAGUAGAGCCUCAUUGGCCAAGCCUGAAGGUGGGGAGGGGAGAGCAAUUAACUUUCUUCUGACCCCAUAAACUGCAGGGCAUCAGGACAAGGUGACCUACUAGGUUUUUUCUAACUCUGAUGUAAGGACACUUACCAUGAUGGAGCAUGGCCUGGUAACCUGUGUCCCGAGCAUGCUCCGCAAGCUGCGAGUGCUCUACAGCAGCCUAGGUUCCCCAAGUAGGUAUGUGCAAAGCAUGACCUGUAAGUGCACAGCUCGGGAUAGUGCCCAGAAACUUCUGAAAACUUUUGUGCCUUGGUUUUCUUAACUUUGCUUCUUGGGGGAAGAGAAGUGAUUGACACAAUACUGACCAUUUGAGGUGGACUGGCUCUGCGGAGUUGAGGGGAAAAAGGGUCCUUACUUAUAAAGUAACUGAAAGCCUUUAGUUAAAUAGCUUGCUGUUUUUAGCUUCUGCCAAAACACUGGCUGUUACAUCUUGGGGGUUUCUACUCUGGGAAGCAGGGGGUGGGGGAGAGUUGGUGUGAGCUCCAGAUACUGAGCAUGUCUGGCUUCUCAACAAAAAGAGCACAGUAUAGCUGCUACCACCCAGCCCCAGAUGUCCUCCCAGGAUACUUAUUAAGCAACCCCCAUCCCUUCGAGAGUUCCCAGUGCAGAAUAUGGAAAUCCUUAUAUUGCUUGUAAGAUCCCAACACUUCUACUUGAUUCCCCAACAGCCAUGGGAAAGAGGGCUUAGCAUUGUCCAUGGCAGUAGCCACAGGAGAAGCUUGCAGUCAUCUAGCUGCUUUGCACCACUGUCCUGUAGUGCAGGAGACUUGAAGACUUCCAUUUUUGUUCCUAGGAAC
This is a messenger RNA of Gavialis gangeticus (Gharial), 2312 nucleotides long. RefSeq names its product cathepsin B (gene CTSB). The record is from RefSeq and is a predicted model, not a curated record. The transcript has 11 exons. The coding region runs from base 104 to 1126 and encodes 340 amino acids. NCBI's taxonomy places the organism in Eukaryota, Metazoa, Chordata, Crocodylia, Gavialidae. Gene Ontology annotation, molecular function: cysteine-type endopeptidase activity. Gene Ontology annotation, biological process: regulation of catalytic activity. Gene Ontology annotation, cellular component: lysosome.